Molecule: messenger RNA, 560 nt
Organism: Nothoprocta perdicaria
Lineage: Eukaryota; Metazoa; Chordata; Aves; Tinamiformes; Tinamidae
Gene: TCF15
Product: transcription factor 15
Exons: 2
Coding region: 9-560 (183 amino acids)
Biological process (GO): regulation of transcription by RNA polymerase II; developmental process
Molecular function (GO): DNA-binding transcription factor activity, RNA polymerase II-specific; protein dimerization activity; RNA polymerase II transcription regulatory region sequence-specific DNA binding
Source: RefSeq, a predicted model, not a curated record
CGCAUGCCAUGGCCUUCACCAUGCUGCGCCCCGUGGCCGCCCGCGUGCUCUACCCCGACCUGGGCCUGCUCUCGGAGGACGAGGAGAACCGCAGCGAGAGCGACGCGUCGGAGCAGUCGCUGGGCUGCUGCGAGGGCGCCGAGCCGCGCCGCAAGCCGCCCCGCAAGCCGGGGCCGCUGCUCGUGGUGAAGCAGCGGCAGGCGGCCAACGCGCGCGAGCGCGACCGCACGCAGAGCGUCAACACGGCCUUCACGGCSCUGCGCACCCUCAUCCCCACCGAGCCCGUGGACCGCAAGCUCUCCAAGAUCGAGACUCUGCGCCUCGCCUCCAGCUACAUCUCGCACCUGGCCAACGUGCUGCUGCUGGGCGAGGGCGGCGAGGACGGGCAGCCCUGCUUCAGUGCCAUCUACGGCGCCAAGGGCGACCGCGACRGCAAGCAGCCCCGCAGCAUCUGCACCUUCUGCCUCAGCAACCAGCGCAAAGGGGGCGGCCGGCGGGAGCUCGGCGGCGGCUGCCUCAAGGUGCGCGGGGUGACGCCCCUGCGCGUGUCGCGGAGGUGA